CUUCUCUUCAAUUUACAUCGACUGCGACCUUCCGCCUUCAGCAAGAUGACAAUCAAUACCACCUACAAUGCAGUGCGGGCUGCGGCCGCGACGUCAAGAAGUGCAACUCUCUCCCGAACUGCUGUUCGAAGCGUCCGUCGGAAUGCGGCACCCUCCGCCGCGUCUUCGUCGUCUCCGAGGGCCUUUGCCACCGCUGCGUCCCGGCAAGCUUCGCAUCGGAUGAGCCCGUCGUCGCCUUCUUCUUCAUACUCAUCAGCACUGUGGAAGAAGCAGACUAAGACGCCGACUGCCAUGUCUGGUCAGAUUCGCACCAUGUUCAUCCAAACGGAAUCGACACCUAACGAGGACUCGCUCAAGUUCUUGCCCGGUCAGCAGGUGAUGGAGAGCGGGACGGCUGAGUUUCUAGACACCCGCUCCUCGAUGGCUUCCCCUCUCGCCAAGAAGCUGUUCGGAAUCCCUGGUGUCAAGGGCGUCUUCUACGGGCCGGACUUCGUCACAGUCUCCAAGGCAGAGGACCACCAAUGGUCGUUGCUCAAGCCUGAGAUCUACGCUUCGAUCAUGGAGCACUUUACAGCCGGACACUCGCUUUUCAACGACCCCAACUCGAGUCAGGGCAGCAGUGACACGCUGAUUCUCGACACAGACAGCGAGACAGUGGCCAUGAUUAAGGAGCUGCUCGACACUCGUGUCCGACCGGCGAUACAGGAAGACGGAGGCGACAUCGAGUACAGAGGGUUCGGAGAGGACACCGACGGAAUUGUCCGGCUUAAGCUCAAGGGCAGCUGUAGGGGCUGCGACUCGAGUACGGUGACGCUCAAGAGCGGCAUCGAGAGGAUGCUCACCCAUUACAUUCCAGAGGUCAAGGGUGUCGAACAGAUCUUGGAUCCAGAGGAGGAAGUGCAGCUUGAAGAGUUUGCCAAGCUCGAAGCGAGAUUGGAAAAGCAGCGGCAGCAGCGAGAAGCUGAACAAGGCUUCUCGCUUUGAAAAUACCGUCAGCUGGACUAGCAACUACUGCAAUCUAAUCUCUUCAAACACUGCAAUCUAGUGACAACUCGACGUCAGCGAUGUCAGAGCUCGAGACUUUUUUGCGAAG
Messenger RNA from Acaromyces ingoldii, 1093 nucleotides. Its product is annotated as HIRA-interacting protein 5. NCBI's taxonomy places the organism in Eukaryota, Fungi, Basidiomycota, Exobasidiomycetes, Exobasidiales, Cryptobasidiaceae. The coding region runs from base 46 to 984 and encodes 312 amino acids. The record is from RefSeq and is a predicted model, not a curated record. Gene Ontology annotation, cellular component: mitochondrion. Gene Ontology annotation, biological process: iron-sulfur cluster assembly. Gene Ontology annotation, molecular function: iron-sulfur cluster binding; iron ion binding. The transcript is spliced from 2 exons.